GGUUAACCGGAAUACGGGUGGGAAAUACACAACCGACGGUGUUGGUGCUAGUGGGAGGAAGAUGGCGGCGUCCAAGGUGAAGCAGGACAUGCCUCCACCGGGAGGUUAUGGUCCUAUUGAUUACAAGAGAAACCUACCGAAAAGGGGGCUUUCUGGUUACAGUCUGUUCGGUAUUGGGAUUGGAGUCAUGCUGUUCGGCUACUGGAGGCUUUUUAAGUGGAACAGAGAGAGGAGGCGUUUGCACAUCGAGGAGCUGGAGGCUCGGAUCGCUCUCCUGCCUCUCCUACAGGCUGAAAAUGACAGAAGGACGUUACGGAUGCUCAGGGAGAACCUGGAGGAGGAAGCCAUCAUCAUGAAGGAUGUCCCGGGCUGGAAGGUGGGUGAGAAUGUUUUCCACACAGACCGCUGGGUUACUCCCACCACAGAUGAGCUCUUCAACCUUCGACCUCAGGAGGAGCUCCUGCACAAGAGGUUUGGCUUCCUGUGGUACGUGUAAGCUGCAGCUCGGCCUGGGGGGUCAGACGAUAGACCAUCAUCCACCUGCUCUGUGUGUGAGAGAGAGAGACGAGCAAUGUGUUAAUGUUCAGACUGUAAAUGUUUCAAAUAUUAAAUAUUGUUUUCUUUGCUUCCAAAA
This is a messenger RNA of Hemibagrus wyckioides, 634 nucleotides long. RefSeq names its product NADH:ubiquinone oxidoreductase subunit A13 (gene ndufa13). The record is from RefSeq and is a predicted model, not a curated record. The transcript is spliced from 5 exons. Bases 62 to 496 code for a protein of 144 amino acids. NCBI's taxonomy places the organism in Eukaryota, Metazoa, Chordata, Actinopteri, Siluriformes, Bagridae.